UCAAACUGUGCCAACUGCAAGUGACAUUUGGAUCGACCGAUCCAGCCUCUGCUGCCGAACGCACCUUGUUAGCCAAAAGGAAGGACGCUGGAUUCUGCGGUCCUGAAUCUAUGGAACAAGGAGUCACAUCCCCUUGACGAGUUGAGAAAAACGAGUCUGCACAGAUCGGUGUGGUCGCAGUGAUCAAUUAUGGCCGGGGAACGUGACUGCGGAGUCUUCGGAUUCUACCCCCGAUGGCUCAGGGGGAAAGCGAACUUCAAGUCCUUCAUGGCCGUCUAUUCGCUUCUUGGCACCGUGCAAGCGAUGUCCUUCAUCUACAUCACCGUCACUCUAACCACCCUUGAGAAAAGGUUCAAAAUUCCCAGUCGCACUACAGGUAUCAUGCUCUCCGGAAACGAGGUAUCCCAGGUCCUCUCCAUCGUCCUGAUCUACUACGGAGGGUCCGGCCAUCGUCCAAGGUGGAUAGCAGUCGGUGUCGCCCUCAGCGCGUUGUCCUGCUUGGUCCUGGCUCUGCCGCACUUCAUAUAUGGGCCGGGAAAGGACGCGCUGGCUCUGACCAAGGAGUACCUGGACCACAAGGUGCUGAACACCUCCUCAAAUCCCACGGAGGUGUUCGUUUGCUCGAGGACGACGGGGACGGAAAUCUGCGACGAGGACUCUCUCUUGGACGUCAGCCUGCUGCCCAGGGUCCUGAUCUUCCUGUCUCAGUUCAUCCUUGGCAUCGGCACCACGCUCUAUUACGGCCUGGGUCAGACCUACAUGGACGACAAUACGAAGAAGAAGAACACUCCGAUGCUACUGGGAUUAGCGUUUGGUUUGAGAACGCUGGGGCCGGUAGCCGGGUUCUUGCUUAGCUAUCUUUGCCUGAGACUGUACAUUGACCCUUCCCUGCACCCUGUUAUAACACCAAGCGAUCCAAGAUGGUUAGGAGCUUGGUGGCUGGGUUGGAUCAUCCUCGGCGUCACGAUGGGAACGUUCGCCAUUCUGGUAGCGCUCUUCCCCAAGGAACUGCCAAAGCGGGAAGAAAAAGUUUCCACCAAGGAUGGCGAAAUUCCGCUGAAACUGGAUUUGUCAAGCGAUAUCAAAGCUCCGCCACAGCCGCAAGAUGCGAAUAAACCCGAAGAGUGCAAACCGGAUCGAGUUGUCGCGAUGAAAAAUUUUCCCAAGGCCUUGAAGAGACUGCUUACGAACAAACUUGUAUGUUUCAACAAUAUCAGCGCGGUCUUUUACAUUCUUGGAGCAUCGGGUUACAUCACUUUUUACUCUAAAUACAUGGAGAUUCAGUAUGGAACAUCCGCUGGCGGUGGCACAGUUCUUGCAGGACCAUUAUCUUUGUGCGGAAUGGUGAUAGGUUUCGUGGGCUCGGGAAUAGUGAUCAGUAAGUACAAGCCAGGUCCCAGGCUCCUUCUCGGCUGGAACGUGAUAGUGGGUUGUUGCUACCUGGCCGGAAUGGUGACAUACUCCUUCCUGGGGUGUCCCGACUCUGGCGUACAAGGAGUAGACAUGGAAACCUCAACGUUAAACCUGACUGCACCAUGCAACCAGGACUGCACCUGCGAAGGUAUCAAGUACUCCCCGGUCUGUCACGUACCUAGCGGAACAACCUUUUUCUCCGCGUGUCACGCCGGGUGCAAGACGAUGCUGAACAAAAAUGAGUUCGGUGAUUGUUCAUGCGCAAUUGGAUUAGGCAGUUUGGAAUACGAGGGCCAAACUCCUUCAGCUCCCACGCCAGUUCUGCCGGAAAGCCAAGCACAAUCGAAUCAGUCGUCCUCGACGAUUGAUACCGACAAAGUGGUCACGGCUGGACCUUGUCCGAGAAAUUGUGACGGGCCAUACACGUGGUUCGUUGUGAUAACUUGCCUGAUGCAGGUAAUCGGCUGCUCGGGCAAGAUAGGGAAUGUCCUGGUGAAUUACAGGGCUGUGGAGAAGGAGGACAAGAGCAUCGCCCAGGGAUUCUCCCUCAUGCUUAUAUCCCUCUUCGCUCUCAUACCCGGGCCCAUUAUAUACGGCACGGUUAUCGACUCGACGUGUCUUAUUUGGAAUGAUUCCUGCGGGGAAAGGGGGAACUGCUGGUUCUAUCACAAGGACGACUUCCGUUACCUGUUGAACGUCUCCGCGAUUGGCUUCAUCGUGAUAGGCAUCGCCUUCGACAGCGCCGUUUGGUAUCUGGCCAAAAAUUUAGAUUUGUACGGGUCGGAUGAGGUGGACCAGCGGCGGGAGUUCGUCAAGGGUGAAAGUCCUGCGCUACCGGUCGGUAAGAGCGACGCCGAUAGGAACCAAACGGUUAGUUCAAAUCAGAACUCGGGGCAAAACGUGACGUAAACACUGCAUUUCUCGAUUCGAGCAGUGACUGAGCAAAUUACGAUAAAUAAAUUACACUGCACUACUAACAAAAAUGAUCGCUGAGGUUUCGAGGUCACUCGUUGCAGGCCGACUGCAGGUGACGUACGUCGCGAUGCACUCUCAUUAUAGGUAACGAAGCUUACACGAAUAUUACAGGUACUGUAUAAUAUGUGAAGGAGAAACACAAUCUUUUGUAAAUAAAA
Neodiprion virginianus is the source of this 2546-nucleotide messenger RNA. RefSeq names its product solute carrier organic anion transporter family member 74D (gene Oatp33Ea). NCBI's taxonomy places the organism in Eukaryota, Metazoa, Arthropoda, Insecta, Hymenoptera, Diprionidae. Gene Ontology annotation, cellular component: membrane. The record is from RefSeq and is a predicted model, not a curated record. Gene Ontology annotation, molecular function: protein binding. The transcript is spliced from 8 exons. Gene Ontology annotation, biological process: transmembrane transport; sodium-independent organic anion transport. Bases 190 to 2322 code for a protein of 710 amino acids.